AGGAGCGGUUGCUGUAUGGGAAAAGACAGGUACGACGACUCCACCCGCCCACGCCAUUCUCACCCCUCCCCUCCUCUUGAGAACAAGCAAAGCCACCGCACUCCCUCCCUCUCUCUCGGACAUCUCGUGGGAGUUCAGAGAAGGGCGGUGGAGGAGAUGGAGGAGGUCAAGGAAGAGGGCGAGGAGAUGGACGUAAAUGACUGUGGCGGUGGAGGAUUGGAGGUGGUGAGAGUGCUGGUGGUGGAUGACUCCCCUGUGGACCGGAAGAUUGUGGAGAUGUUGCUCAGAAGGAGUGAAGGAAUUUUUGAUGUUGUUUCUGUUGAUUCAGGAAAGAAAGCUAUGGAAGUUCUCGGCCUCAAUGAAAUUGAGGCCAAACCACCCAACCAUGAUGACCAGAAGAUUGACAUAGUUCUUACUGACUAUUGCAUGCCAGAAAUGACUGGCUUAGACCUCCUCAAGGCCGUCAAGGCGAAUAGCAGCUCAAGAUCCAUACCGGUAGUCAUGAUGUCAUCUGAAAAUGAUUCUGAAAGAAUCAGCAGCUGUCGAGCCAUCGGAGCUGAAGAUUUCAUCCUAAAACCUCUGCAAGUAAAAGAUGUUCAGAGGUUAAGAACUUACACCGUACCAAUUGGUCCGAUGUCCAAGCGAGGUAGUAAGAGGAAGCUGCCGAUGGCUCUGAUAGCCGAAAGCAAUGGCGCAGAGGCACGCCCACUCCUCGCUAAAGUAGCAGCAUUCGGUUCUGCGGUUUUUCUGACACUUAACUUUUGGAGGUCCAGUGUUAUGUCUUCAUCGUGUAAUUAGAAUCAACAACCACAAGAAAUGUUUUCAGCAGGAAAUCAGAUGUAAGAAAUCUCAUAGUCCAUUCAAUAUCAGACUUAAACUGCAUUAUGUUUCUAGUUUGUGAGGAUGGAAACCAGCACUUGUAUUCACUGGCCCUUUCUGUAUCCGAGUUUGUGAACUUCUACCAAUAAGAUUUUAUGGUGGUUUGCAGAGUAA
Musa acuminata subsp. malaccensis (wild Malaysian banana) is the source of this 993-nucleotide messenger RNA. Its product is annotated as two-component response regulator ORR1. Gene Ontology annotation, biological process: phosphorelay signal transduction system; cytokinin-activated signaling pathway. Lineage: Eukaryota; Viridiplantae; Streptophyta; Magnoliopsida; Zingiberales; Musaceae. The record is from RefSeq and is a predicted model, not a curated record.